AUGGCUAGAGACUGGGUGAUCUUGUGGUCCAAAGUGUUAGUCAGGGGGCCGUUCCAAUCCCGUUUACAAGGCCUUGGUGGUGGUUUGCGUAGAGGCGGCAGUGCAGAAGGUGGUGGUGGGCUCGGGACAGUGGCAGGCCUAGGGGUGGGGGCAUGGCCAUGGGGGGGCCGCAUCCCAUCCUCCACCCUGCACCGGGACAGGCGCUGGGGCUGGGGGUCCUGGGGCGGGGGUCCAUCUAGGGGGCCCUCCAGACUCUCAGAGCUCCGGCCCUGGCUGAGCGGAGGGACGGCCGCGACGGCAGGAGGUGGAGGCAGCACCGGGGGAGGAGCUGGGGCGGAGAAAGUAGGCAGGGUGAGGUGUUCCCGCAGGGUCUGGGUUCUCCUCGGCUCGCUGGCUCUCGUCUUUCUCACCUCGCUCUUCUUCACUAUCUCGCUCCGUGGGGGCAUCGGCUUCAACUACCUGGAGCCGCCUGGGUGGGAGGAGUCGAGGAGGGUGAAGCUAGUGCCCAACUACGUGGGCGCACACAGGCUGUCGCCAGCAGACACCUCGCAGCAGAAGACAUGUGCCUGCUCACACUGUGUCGGAGACCCGGGCAUUUCUGAUUGGUUCGACGAGAACUACGAGCCGGAUAUCUCACCUGUUUGGACCAGAGACAACAUCCAGCUGCCCUCUGAUGUCUACUACUGGUGGGUGAUGUUACAGCCCCAGUUUAAACCUCACAGCAUCAAGCAGGUGUUGCGGAAGUUGUUCCAGGUGAUUCCCGGAAGGUCGCCGUACGGCUCAUGGGAUCCAGGACGCUGCCUGCGCUGCGCCGUGGUGGGGAACUCGGGAAACCUCCGCGGGUCCGGAUACGGGGCGACCAUUGACGAACACAACUACAUCAUGAGGAUAAACCUGGCACCCACUGUCGGCUACGAAGAAGAUGCCGGCAGCCACACCACUCACCACUUCAUGUACCCGGAGAGCGCCAAGAACCUGGCGGCCAACGUCAGCUUCGUCCUGGUUCCUUUCAAAACGCUGGAUCUUGUCUGGAUCACCAGCGCUCUGUCCACUGGCACGAUUCGAUUUACCUACGCUCCAGUGAAGCAGUUCCUCCGCGUAGAUAAGGACAAGGUCCAGAUCUUCAACCCAGCAUUCUUUAAAUACAUCCACGACCGUUGGACCAAACAUAAUGGCCGCUACCCCUCCACUGGCAUGCUCGUACUGUUCUUUGCCCUGCAUGUCUGUGACGAGGUGAAUGUGUUUGGUUUCGGGGCAGACAGCAGGGGAAACUGGCACCACUACUGGGAGGAGAACCGCUACUCCGGAGAGUUCAGGAAGACCGGCGUCCAUGACGCCGACUACGAAGCCCAGAUCAUCCAGCUGCUGGCGAAGGCUGGCAAGAUCACUGUAUUCCCCGGGAAAUAAGCAGCAAAUCACCCUGUGUAUCUAAUGGUCCAACACUGGUACGGCAACAGACGCUACAGAGGCUGCUUCAAAACGUGUUAGAUAUUCUCACUUUCACUUACCUGCUCCAGUUUGGGUUCCCAGUUUGAAGAAAACCAAAUGCUUACAGUACAGAAGGCGAGAUGAAACGGUCACAUACCAAACAAUGUUAUUCCAUUCACUUUCCCUCAUAUUGAGAAGUCAGCCACCAAUUGAGGCUCUCAUCGGAGAACAUGGUGUAGACUCUUAGGAACCAGGAACAGGGAUGUAGUCCAAAUGUAGUUCUGCUCACAUAGGACUGACCUAAAACUGGAAGUUGAGCCUUAAAUUUCACACUAGAGUAAUUGGCUCGUAGUAGUUUUCAAGGUUUUACCUCUAACAACCAGCGCACGACCACAGAUCUCAACUCAAGCGAAGGCUGAACAGCAGGAAAACUCAACCGAUCACCACAAAUACUGACUUUGACUGUGUACAGCGCAGAGAGAGAGCCAGAGAGGGAAAGAUCUCACACGCAAGAGUCCUACUUCCGGACUCGCCUUGGUUGAGUGUGUAACACUCAUCCGUUAACAAACACACAGUAUGCUACGUACUGAAAAGGCCACAGAAACAGCACCGUCAGCAUCCAGGAGAUUAUUGUUCUACAGCCCCGUGAUGUCGGACAGUAACAAAGUGUGUGUAAAAAAUGACAGUUCUUACCCUCUGAGCACCAGGCGCCGUGCUGCAGGCCUGCAGACAAGUUUACCACUACGGACACAAACUGCGGAGCUAUCAGAAGCCAUUGUGCUGUUGAACAUUUUGAGACUCGAGGACUAAUCUUACAGAACCCCGGGCCAUGAGUUUCUUGAGAAACAAUUGUUCUUCUCAAGUCCUAUACGAGGCCAAACGUCAAUUGCCACUUUUCACUGUCAUAACUCCUCUUCAUGUGAUUUCGGCCUCACAAGACGGCGUUACAAGGACGUUGUAAAACGGUUGGUUAUAAGACGAUAGCUGUGUGAUUGCUGUGAGUUUAUAUGGUAUGACUGUCCUCUGACCCCUCCGGGUCCUUACCAGGCCUAGCAAGGCCUCGACACCUUGCAGCACACUCACGGAAAUGUGAUCAAGACGUUUGCCUUUUGGCCAUUCUGACUCAGAGAGAUCGCUGCAACCUGAGCUUCAGCUCCUGUAGAGCCAGCUAAUGGGGUUGUAAACACCACGGACGGCCACAGGCCAAGCUGCAGUCUACAUUCCCAUCCAGACACAGGGAGAAGUGUUCUGGGAGGGGGUUGGUUUGACUGCAUGAGACUCUAAUGAGGCCAAAAGCCAGUCUCCUGGGAUCUCGUGUUUGGAUGGAGGCACGCUGGUUUCUGGACCGGAGUUUCAUCCCCAUGUGGUCUGUCAGGCUCUAAUUUGGGAGACUGGAGAGAGAGCUGGGGCAUGAAGAACCAGUCUGACUAAGGCAGCAUGAGAAAUACGUCUUUUGCUCCAGUGUUUUUAAGGAUGAAAAGGAAAGACCUUGCCUCACAAACUCACGCUUCUACACACACUGGACUGGGUCCACCAAUUUUGGUUUUCUGAAAGGACUGAGACAAAAAAGGGACUUUGCUCUGCUUCUUUUCCUUUUCACAGACCUGACUCCUGGAUCCCAGUGGAGUUGGAGACUGUCAGGAGCAUUUCGACCCAGAUUAAG
This is a messenger RNA of Sander lucioperca (pikeperch), 3091 nucleotides long. RefSeq names its product ST3 beta-galactoside alpha-2,3-sialyltransferase 2 (gene st3gal2). The record is from RefSeq and is a predicted model, not a curated record. The coding region runs from base 1 to 1407 and encodes 468 amino acids. The transcript has 8 exons. NCBI's taxonomy places the organism in Eukaryota, Metazoa, Chordata, Actinopteri, Perciformes, Percidae. Gene Ontology annotation, molecular function: beta-galactoside (CMP) alpha-2,3-sialyltransferase activity.